UGAUACAGAGUUUUUUCAGCUCUUGUCAAGAGUUGAUCAUCAUCAUGCAGUUCUUCGCUAUUAUCGCCCUCAGUUUGCUGAUUCUGAAUCCUGUCACUGCUCGCCGGCAAUGUGCCUGUAUUUUGCUUUAUGCUCCUGUCUGCGGCAGCGAUGGCGUAACAUAUCCCAAUGGUUGCGUACUGGCCUGUGCUGCUAAGGAGGUGCCACUGACCGUGGUACACAAUGGACCAUGUUAAAUAUUGGACCCAAAUUGGAUGAUAGAAUUGUAUUGCAUUCCAAUAAACAUUAAUUCAAACAUCAGAA
This is a messenger RNA of Drosophila mojavensis, 303 nucleotides long. Its product is annotated as turripeptide Ici9.2-like. The record is from RefSeq and is a predicted model, not a curated record. The coding region runs from base 45 to 236 and encodes 63 amino acids. Gene Ontology annotation, molecular function: protein binding. NCBI's taxonomy places the organism in Eukaryota, Metazoa, Arthropoda, Insecta, Diptera, Drosophilidae. The transcript has a single exon.